CCUUCUCACCUCACCACCCGUAUUGGCAGUGGAAGAUGGACGUCCCCUUCUCACCUCACCACCCGUAUUGGCAGUGGAAGAUGGACGUCCCCUUCUCACCUCACCACCCGUAUUGGCAGUGGAAGAUUGACGUCCCCUUCUCACUUCACCACCCGUAUUGGCAGUGGAAGAUGGACGUCCCCUUCCCACCUCACCACCCGUAUUGGCAGUGGAAGAUGGACUACUACCUCCUUGUACAGUUUAGGUACUUCGACAGGGAACUCUCAUCCUCCUUGGGGGUGUUUUCCUUCCUUGGCCUUAACAGACGGUACAGCUCACUUGUCUUGCCUGAUGACUAGUUCAUGUCUACCUGAUGACACAGCUCCAUGCCUGUGAACUCCCAAUACCAUGCUGUGGCCAUGCCAUGCUGUGCUGUGCCCCGCCGUGCCAUGCCCUGCUGUGCCCUGCUGGGUAGGCUCCCCUUUUAGAGUCUUGGGGUUAGGGAACAAGGGAUAGGGUACAAUGCCCCUUUUAGAGUCUUGGGGUUAGGGAACCAGGGAUAGGGUACAAUGCCCCUUUAAGAGUCUUGGGGUUAGGGAACCAGGGAUAGGGUACAAUGCUCCUUUUAGAGUCUUGGUGUUAGGGAACCAGGGAUAGAGUACAAUGCCACUUUUAGAGUCUUGGUGUUAGGGAACCAGGGAUAGGGUACAAUGCCCCUUUUAGAGUCUUGGGGUUAGGGAACCAGGGAUAGGGCACAAUGCC
Messenger RNA from Haliotis rufescens (red abalone), 741 nucleotides. RefSeq lists its product as uncharacterized. Bases 36 to 338 code for a protein of 100 amino acids. The record is from RefSeq and is a predicted model, not a curated record. NCBI's taxonomy places the organism in Eukaryota, Metazoa, Mollusca, Gastropoda, Lepetellida, Haliotidae. The transcript is spliced from 3 exons.